Messenger RNA from Mizuhopecten yessoensis (Yesso scallop), 1788 nucleotides. Its product is annotated as EGF-like repeat and discoidin I-like domain-containing protein 3. Lineage: Eukaryota; Metazoa; Mollusca; Bivalvia; Pectinida; Pectinidae. The record is from RefSeq and is a predicted model, not a curated record. The transcript has 5 exons. The coding region runs from base 49 to 807 and encodes 252 amino acids.
UCGACUGCUUAAUGGAACUCUACAGGACAUUGGCCUAGGAUACAUACGAUGGAGAGCAUGCUACAAAUUUGUAUUCUCCUAUCCAUGGUGAUUUUGUCCUUUGCUGGAUGUGGUCCUUGUCAAUACGACCUGGUGACCGGACCAUACGGCGUGUCCGACGAUGCAAUCACAGCGUCAACUACUUCUCGUGAUUGUCCUAUAGAGAAAGCCAGAUUCAGCAGUUCCAGAAGCUGGUGUCCCAAUUAUUCUGGAGUCGGACACUUUUUACAGGUGGAGUUUCGAUCAGUCUCAAUGCUGAAGGCAAUACAGACUAAGGGAAGGGAAGACAAUAGUCAGUGGGUGUCUUUGUACAGUGUCAACAUCAGUAUGGACGGAAUCACCUGGACAUCCUUAUCGAACUCUACAGGCGAUGUACAGGUGUUUCCCGGAAACUCCGACAGAAAUACAGUCGUAACCAAUGCACUAGAAGGAACUGUGAUCGCCAAGUACAUCCGGGUUAUAUCCGUCUCUAUGCAUUCCCACGGAUCAAUGAGACUGGAGGUUCAGGGCUGUCCGUACUCAGAAAUAAGCAGUACAUGUCAUCGCUGGGGAGCCAAGCUUGGUGCCACUGGGGACGUACUUUCUAUUAUCCUGGACACGGACGAAUCGAACCAAGGACUGUGUGGCUUGAAGUGUUACAGACAACCGGAAUGCGACAGUUUCCUGUUUGACGUUACGUCUGCGCAAUGUAGAUUACUUAAGGGGUCAGUGAAUGGGUCACAAAUCACGGUUGACCUGGACGGGGUUUGGUAUUUUGUGAAAAUAUGAUUGUCAACACUUACUAUUUGACGUCAUUUCCGCAUGCACUUUGUCUCACAAUGGGCAUGUCAUCCUUGUGAAUUGUUUUUUCCUUUUGUCAGUUGCGGGUUUGAGAUGAUAUCCCAGUUAUUUUUUAUAUUGAUGUGUUGAUUGUGUUCGAAUGUGCGUAAUUUAUUUCGAUUUUCGAAUGUGCGUAAUUUAUUUCGAUUUGCCUAUUUUAUUUUCAUGGACACCAUGUAUUCAAGGCAUUCGAGUUUGAUUCUUGUAUUGGUACGUAGCCUUCGUCUUUGUAACGUUAGAUGAAGAAAACAAAUACUUACUAUGUAAUAUCACGUAUGAUAUCCCAGUAAGUUGUUAUAUUGAUUUUGUCUUACUGUAACAAAAUUCAUGUCAUUUUUCAUUAUUGUAUCACAGCUACGUACUGUAUGGAAUCGUGUUUAUUUCACAUAGCUGGCUAUGGAGGAUAGAAAUUCCUCUCAAUUGGAAGCUGUGUCAAAAAUAAAUUAUGUUACAUGGACAUGAUGUGACAAUGCGAAUAAUUUAAAUACACGGGGAGUUUGACGACUUUUUUAAUGAUCAUUUCAUUUAAAAUAGAAAUAACUAUUAUACAGUUAUUUUUGAAGUUGAUACUGAACUUUUUUUAAUUUUUACCAAUGGUAUAAAGUAUUUAUUAUCGGUAAAGUAUUGAAGAACGCAAUACUCUGCCACAAUAGGACGUCUAAACACACACCGAUAAAAUAAAUUCGUAAGGUAUAAAAUUAUGAAAACAACUCCGUUGCAUUCGUUUACAAAUAAUAAAUGUUUCCCGUUUUGUUGUUGUUGAAAGUAAGAACUCUCGUUAACUAUCUAACCACCUUGGGAGAGACGGCUCACAUGCGCUAUUGUUCUGACAACGGCUCAGUCCCAUCAUCAUUUUUUGUAGCGUUGCCAGUUAUAGAUGUUGAAAAUCACUGAUGAAAUAAUUUUUGCUAAUGUUAAUUUUUUGAAUAA